AUGGAUCAGUUCAACCCAAGUCUACAGAAGCUAGUGUCUUUGGGAAACAGCUACAUGCAGGCUUUCCAAGCCCUCUCUGUAACCAGUGAGGCUUACUUCAGCACCCUUGCUAAGAUAGGGGAGCAGGCCUUCCACACCAUGUCGUCUCGCUUGAUUGGAGAUGUCCUGAUUCAGAUUUCAGAGAACCAGAGGCGACUCACCGCUGAACUGGAAGCAAUAUUCCGCUGGUUCCACUCUGAGGUGCUGCAGGAGAUGGACAACAAUGUCAAACUGGAUAAAGACUACAUAGCAGGCAGCAGGAGGCGAUAUGAGAUGGAGGUACGGACCCAGGCCACAUCUUUAGAGAGGCAGCUGAGGGGAGGGGCUUACCAGGAUGAGUACAUUCACUUCCUGAGGGAUAGUCAGCGUGAGGCUCUGAUGGAGGAGGAAAGGAGAUACCGUUUCCUGGCUGAGAAACACUGUGGUCUCACUCAGUCCAUCGUCUAUCUCAUGAACAAGACAGGGGCAGGGGGAGGCCUACAGCAGAUAGCUGAUGGAUUGAGAGACCAGGUCAAUGCCACCAGAGGACCUGGAUCCCAGAACCCCUGUCGCCUGGACAACACGUCCAGAAUGAGGGAGGAGGAUAGGUGGAGCCAAUGGUCAGGCAAAGAGGAGCAGCCUCUGGGAAGAGUGCCCUCCAGAGGCCCAUCACCCCAAAACACCCUUUCCCGCUCCAGCUCAGUUGGUGAGUCCCUAGGUCUGGGUGGAGGUGGAGGAGGGAGACCUAUGAGAGCUCUGGUGUCCCACCCCGCUAACUCCAACAGCCCCACCCUGCUGCCCUUCUCCAGAGGGGAGGUGGUGAGCGUGCUGGUGCAGGAUCCCCGUAACGGCUGACUCUACGGCCUGGCAGAGAACAGCUCACGUCAGGGCUGGUUUCCAGCUGCCUAUGUGGGGCCACUGGAGGAGGCCCCUAAAUCAACUGGCUCCAGUAGCGCCACCCUUAGGAGCGGCCACAGUAUGGACAACCUGCUGGACCAAUCAGGAAGCAGCAGCCACGGCAGACCCCCGCCCCCGCCUCCGCCCAAUAGACAGACAGAGCUGCAUCCAAUCACACCCAUCGUGGAGAGAAGGGCAGAGUCUCACUCUGACAACAGGGUAGUGCUGCCUGGGUGAAUGAUCACUGAGAGUUGAGAGCGCCAUGGUGGACCUGGGCCAAACCUCUUCCCAAAGGGCACUAACCCUUUCGCCACUGUCAAGCUGAAGCCCACAUCCACAGAUGACCGAUCUGCUCCACGGCUCCGUCGGUGAAGAGGCCACGCCCUGGAGAGGUACUGGGCGCAUUCCAGGUUGACUACAUUUCAGUCGUUGGAUUGCAUCAAAAAAUUGUUUCAUGCCACUUUAUUGACUGUGCAGCCGACCGCUAUAUCAUAUGAUUCACUGAUCUGUUAAAUAAAUAUUUAUCCAGGCGGGUAUGAAAUGUAGUCAGCCUGAAACGCGUCCACUACCAUGCAGCAGGGGUUUUAGGAUUGAUGCCCUAAAACUGCCCCAAACCUUCCCAAAUGGUUGAAAACUGUCUUAAAACUUCCCCAAAUUUUCCCUAAGCAGCCCCUAAUACCAAUCUUGUACAGUAGGUUAUUUAUAUCCAUAUUAUGGAGUUUAUCGGAUGACUACAGUGAUAAAGGAAGUUCAGGGGGCAAUGUAAGAUGCCAGAAUCCCUAAUAUAUGCUUGGUGCACUGAUUGACCUGAAAGGUGCAUUAAUAAUUUUUAUUUCAUUAGUGAGACAAAUCUUUGAGAGCUCUCAUUUAUGCACUUUUCUUCAGAAUCAGGGAUAUACAUGUCAGGUACAGGAAAUAUCAUGGUAGAAGAAGUUGUUUUUAUCAAAGCUUUUUGCAUUGUUGUCUUCAAGUAGCUCUUUUAUUUAGCUUUGCUUGUACAGUAACAAUAUGGCAGUUUAAACCAAUACAUAACUUUGAUACUAAACUACAGUGAACCACAGUGAGCUAAUCUUUCUCUUCGGAAUGCCAUGUAGAUAGAUUGUUAUGACAGACAGAGCUGCAUCCAAUCACACCCAUCGUGGAGAGAAGGGCAGAGUCUCACUCUGACAACAGGGUAGUGCUGCCUGGGUGAAUGAUCACUGAGAGUUGAGAGCGCCAUGGUGGACCUGGGCCAAACCUCUUCCCAAAGGGCACUAACCCUUUCGCCACUGUCAAGCUGAAGCCCACAUCCACAGAUGACCGAUCUGCUCCACGGCUCCGUCGGUGAAGAGGCCACGCCCUGGAGAGGUACUGGGCGCAUUCCAGGUUGACUACAUUUCAGUCGUUGGAUUGCAUCAAAAAAUUGUUUCAUGCCACUUUAUUGACUGUGCAGCCGACCGCUAUAUCAUAUGAUUCACUGAUCUGUUAAAUAAAUAUUUAUCCAGGCGGGUAUGAAAUGUAGUCAGCCUGAAACGCGUCCACUACCAUGCAGCAGGGGUUUUAGGAUUGAUGCCCUAAAACUGCCCCAAACCUUCCCAAAUGGUUGAAAACUGUCUUAAAACUUCCCCAAAUUUUCCCUAAGCAGCCCCUAAUACCAAUCUUGUACAGUAGGUUAUUUAUAUCCAUAUUAUGGAGUUUAUCGGAUGACUACAGUGAUAAAGGAAGUUCAGGGGGCAAUGUAAGAUGCCAGAAUCCCUAAUAUAUGCUUGGUGCACUGAUUGACCUGAAAGGUGCAUUAAUAAUUUUUAUUUCAUUAGUGAGACAAAUCUUUGAGAGCUCUCAUUUAUGCACUUUUCUUCAGAAUCAGGGAUAUACAUGUCAGGUACAGGAAAUAUCAUGGUAGAAGAAGUUGUUUUUAUCAAAGCUUUUUGCAUUGUUGUCUUCAAGUAGCUCUUUUAUUUAGCUUUGCUUGUACAGUAACAAUAUGGCAGUUUAAACCAAUACAUAACUUUGAUACUAAACUACAGUGAACCACAGUGAGCUAAUCUUUCUCUUCGGAAUGCCAUGUAGAUAGAUUGUUAUGACAAGUGAGUUUGAGCUACUAACUUAACAGUGCUAUUUUGUCCAGUGCCUUUAGUAAAUGUACUAUACGAUUUGUAUGUGUUUGUUUGUUCAUGCAGGCAGUAGGGUGGCCUACUACUCUAGUGAAGAACCCGGGGUUGUCAAUUCUAAUCCACUAAUGGGAUACUUAACCUAAAUUACCCUUAGUGUGUACCCAGUAUGUAAAUGGCUGACGUGAGAGUGUUGAGCUAAUGUUAUAGCUGUAACUAAACAAAUUAUUUUUACUUUACUGCUAGAAUAAAAAUGGCAGCUGCUUUUCACAUGGUUUCAAAUUCCUUUAAUCAGACAGAAAUACAUCCCCUGAUUCUUACGUUUUUUUAGUUGCUGGCGAUAUUUUACACAUUUAUUUUCUAGUUAUUGAGGGCCACUCGGUAGUGCUGAGCGAUUAA
This is a messenger RNA of Oncorhynchus mykiss (rainbow trout), 3404 nucleotides long. The record is from RefSeq and is a predicted model, not a curated record. Lineage: Eukaryota; Metazoa; Chordata; Actinopteri; Salmoniformes; Salmonidae.